Molecule: messenger RNA, 1659 nt
Organism: Durusdinium trenchii
Lineage: Eukaryota; Dinophyceae; Suessiales; Symbiodiniaceae
Source: the annotation of a GenBank genome assembly
AUUUUAUUGAUCAGCAGUCUACUUUUCAACUCACUUCAGCUCUUUGUUGUUCCAUUUGGUGGUGGUGGCGGUGGCAAGUCUUCCGUUUGGGAUGCAUCCGACCGAGCCAUUGAACUAAGUGGAAUGGUUCACGGUUCCUGGCCUUGACCUCUAAGGGGCUACAAGAAAGAGACCCCCCACCUGGUACAAGUACAGAGCUGGUGUCCCAUGUAGGUCUUUGCAACGUUGCUACCAUUUACGACCUGUCACCCGAAGUGCUUAUGCUGCGCCUGUCGGCAGCAUGGAAUCUGCAUCGGGGCAGCAUGUUCAGCAUCUCGAGGCAUCUCGAGGCAUUGGCUCAAGCCAGACAUUUCGUUCGGGAUGGGGGCGGGCCGCUCGCAGCGCGACACGUCCGUCCAGGGCAUCCGUUGCCAUGGCCCACCCUCACCCCACCGAUGCCUAUGCCCUCGCGCCUCAUCCCACAGACGCCUAUCGCCGAGCAUAUCCAUCAUCGGCACCCCCACCUCCGGGUGAUUAUGGCUAUGGUUACAGCUACCCUCCUCCGCCAGCCUAUGGCUACCCUCCUCCUCAGCACCCACCACCAGGUUAUGGCUACCCACCACCCGGGCCACCAGGCCAUCAUCCCCCACCGCCGGGCUAUGGCUACCCACCACCCGGCUAUCCACCACCUGGCUAUCCGCCGCCAGGCUACCCACCUCCGAGCUACUGGCCACCACCCCCAGGAGCCUAUGGCGGGGGCUACGGUCGUGAACCCUCCAGGAGCAGAUCUCCACGGCGGGAGGGGAAGUACACCUGUCGCUUCUUCAUUGGCAUCGAGAACGACAACAAGUUCAAGGUGGCCAAGCGGAUCAUCGGGGGCAACGGUGCCAACAUGAAGGAGAUCGUGCGGAAAUCCGGCGACGUCGCCAAGCUGCGUUUGCGGGGCAAGGGCUCGGGCUUCGCAGAGAGAGACACCGGCGAGGAGUCACCCGAGCCACUGCAGCUGUGCAUCUCCUGCCCGACUCAACGCGGCUACGACAUUGCGCGAAAAUGCGCCGAGGAGCUGUUGUUGAGAGUCUAUGAUGAAUAUGAAGACUAUUGCUCGGAGAAGGGCUUGGAAGUUGAGCUGCCAACCAUCAAGAUGACUGAGCGGCAUAUGAGUGGAGACACUGGGGGGGCGCAAGGCAGCGGUGCCGGGCGGAAAGGGAACCGGCGCGAGCGCAAGAAGCCCAAGGCGGCCGCGAAGCCCAAGGAGGAGGAUCACGGCGAGCGGCCCGAGGGUGCCCCAGGCGUGGAGGAGAUCGAGGAACUCAUCUCCGAGCGGAAUGCCUGCCGCAAGCGGGGCGAGUACAGCAAGGCGGACGAGAUUCGGGACGAUUUGAAGGAGCGGGGCGUGGUGCUGAGCGAUGAGAAGGGCGCCCAUGGGGAAGGCUUGAACGUCACGUCCUGGAGGUAUUGGCACGACUGAGAGGUGAGAGAGGUGGAUCGGCCACGAGUGAAUGGAAAAGGAACCGCGGACCGCGCACCUCGCUGCGCUGCGGCUUGGGUGAAGCUGGGGGAAGUGGCCACGUCGAGGUUCGCACCAAACUUUGGGCAAAAGAGGCCUCCUUUUUGCACGGUGACACGGAGAGAAGCAUACUAUUGGACCCCACGAGGCGUGUCUAUUGAUGAUCUCUGAAA